Molecule: messenger RNA, 853 nt
Organism: Thrips palmi
Lineage: Eukaryota; Metazoa; Arthropoda; Insecta; Thysanoptera; Thripidae
Exons: 3
Coding region: 67-477 (136 amino acids)
Source: RefSeq, a predicted model, not a curated record
GUAUAAAUUGGCCGAGGAUUCAAAACCGAGGCAGUUGCUCGUACACCUUCGUACCAACCAGCCACGAUGUUCAGCAAGACAGUCCUCGUCGCCUUCGUGGCCCUGUGCUGUGCCCAGGCCUUCGUGUCUGCGGCUCCCCAUGAUGAGAAGGACAUCAUCUCCUUCAGCAACUACCAAGGCAGAAGCAUCAUAAAGUGCUUGAGCCAGAGUUACAUCUUCGCCAAGGACAGCAUGCCCAUCGUCGCCGGAUUCGGCAAGAUUCUCGUCAACGCGUACACCGGGGCGAAUGCCUGCGCCUCCAUGGACGACAAUGCCGAGCCCCCCGCGGGUGCCAUCAAGGCUUGCUACAAGAACGUCUUCGACGAGGCGGUGAACAGCCUCCACGCCUUGCGCGAGGAGUUCCGUAAAGUCAUUUACGCUGACGCCCCCGUGAUCCACAUCAUCGCUACGGAUUGCUUCGGCCUGGAAUCACACUAAAAGCCUCAAUUUGAAGUUCGAACUAUGGUACAGGGAAUCCGGCGCAAGCAUGAUACGAAACAAAAUUGCUCCGAUUGAUUAGAAUCUUUUAUGGGGGCAUUUUUAUCGCGAGAUGCAAAGAAGCAGAGAAAAUCCGUCGUCACACGACGAAGAAAAUCUACGUUCGUAUUAUGCUUGCGCCGUUUUCUUCGUACUAUAAUGAAUUUCCGCGAAAGGCAUUUGAAGUGGGGGUCUACACGGUAAAAACGGUACCUGGUUUUCCCAGGGAAGCCUAUGGUAGAGAGACAUAGGCAAUUUCCAGGGAGAUCCUGCGAAAACCAGGAACCGUUUUUACCGUGUACUGUGAGAUUAUUCAAUAAAUAAUAACACAACAUAA